This is a messenger RNA of Erigeron canadensis, 1851 nucleotides long. RefSeq names its product myosin-4-like. The transcript is spliced from 15 exons. The record is from RefSeq and is a predicted model, not a curated record. The coding region runs from base 136 to 1491 and encodes 451 amino acids. Gene Ontology annotation, molecular function: sequence-specific DNA binding. Lineage: Eukaryota; Viridiplantae; Streptophyta; Magnoliopsida; Asterales; Asteraceae.
ACACUCUCGCAUGUUUUCUUAACGGAGUAAACAAUAAAACCAUCUAUCAAUCAAUCAAUUAUAAAACCCUAAUAAUUAUAUAAUUAAAAUUAUAUCAUUAAUUUGACUGAUUCUAUUGAUUAUAGAUCGCAUCGAAUGGCGAUCUCCAAGCUCCAAUUCAUCUUAAUUUCAUUCUUAUUUGCCCUAAUUUUCACUCAAAUUAACGCCGAUGAAUCCGGUGAUGGAGCUCCAGUUUUAGCUGCUUCCGAUGAUUCCGAGUCGUUUCGGAUUCAGUUGGAUCAGCUCUCUUCUAAGAUCCAAUCACUAGAGUCAACUGUUGAUAAGAAGAUCGAAGAGUUGAAAAUUAAAGAUGAAGUUAUUGUUGGGAAGGAGAAGGAAAUUGCUGAGAAAGAGAAGGUGAUUAAGGAGAAAGUCGAUAGUAUCACCUCUUUGAAAAGUGAGGUAGCUUCACUUAAGGUUAAAGGGUCUUCAGAUGCUAAAGAGCAGGUUCAAAAGGCUCAUAUGAGAUCACAGGAGUUGGAGAAGCAGGUAGAGAAGCUUCAGAUGGAGUUGGAUCUCAAGGCUAGUUUAAGGGAGGCGUUGGAAACUCGAUCAAAAGAAUUGGAGAAGAAGAUGCUUGAAAUAAACCCUAAGCUUCAGAAUCUUCAACAAACCAUUGAAGAUCAGAAGGCUAAACUUAAAAAAACUGAACGUGCUCUUAAAGUUGCCGAGGAGGAACUUAUGAAGACUAAGAAUGAAGCCACACAGAAAAUCAAAGAAUUGACAGAGGUUCAUUCUGCAUGGCUUCCACCUUGGCUCGCAGUUCAAUUGUCUUCUACUCAGUCUUAUGUGGAGGCCCGUUGGAUUGAGCAUGGAAAACCAGCUCUUGAGAUUCUUGCACAGAAGGCUUUGGAGAAGAAGGCUCAAGCCGAAAAGUGGGCUGAGCCUCAUAUAGAGACCGUCAAAACGAAGUGGAUCCCUGCUGCAAAGGAACAAUGGGUGAUGGUGAUGACCAAUGCUGAACCACAUAUACAAUUGGCGACCGAUAGGACCAAAAACUUUUAUUUUCAAUCAAAGGAGGUUCUAACUCCCCAUGUGAUCAAAGUUAAAGAAGCUGUUGACCCUCAUUUUCAGGUUGCCAAGAAGUUCUGCAAGCCAUAUAUCGAUCAAGUUGCGGUUGCAACAAAACCUCACCUUGAUAAAGCACGGGAAACAAUGAAGCCUUACACAAAUGAGGCAGUCCAAGCAUAUGGCAAGUUUCUUGAAUCUGCAACUAAAUACCAUAAUCAGGUUCAAGGCACUGUUGAAGAAUCACUGAAAAGGCAUGAAAUUACAAGACCUCUUGCAACCAAGGAGUUUAUAUGGUUUGCUGCUUCCGCGCUGCUGGCACUGCCUGUCAUUUUCUUGUUCAGAACAUUAUCGAUCUUUUUUGUAACGGCUAAGAAGCCUGCCAAAAAUAGCAAGCCAAGCCAUGCACGUCGCAAGGCCAAACGGGCACACUCAGACAAGUAGUGAGAUAAGAAGUCAACAUUUUACAUUAAUUUUAGGACAUGGAGAUAAUUGGGUUUGAAGUCUGUAAUGGGAUCUGUGUUCCAUUAUAUCUGUUGAUCUGCAUAGAGAGCGGGCAUUCUCUGAUGCUAUUAUGGAGCCUUGUGUGUUUCUCACAACAGCUUCUAUUUCCAGCCGUCUUCAAGGUUUGCAUCACAUAGAAAAGAAAGAACAGAAAACAUAUUGUGGAGAAGAAUGGAGUUUAAGUAGGUUAGCACGGGCAUGUGUAUCAUGAGUGUUAUGUAGUUCAUGUGUUUGUACUUUUGUAACUUAUUAUUUGUUUCAAGUUCUUUUCGUACAUGGUAAUGGUGAUUUUGCCCUCAA